AUGAUUUCUACCCGCAUUAAAGUUUCGAAGAAAAGUGACUCGCAUAACGGUGUGAAAGAGUCUGAGAUGUCUUUCUCUCGCAGUUCAAAGGAAGAUUUGCGGGACGACGUAGCUCUAGACGAAGUAAACAGGCACAUUACUGAUGCGUUCAGUAUUUUGAGGCGCGAGAUAAGCAAAGUUCGCAAAGAAAAGGAAGCCUUUGAGGAGGUCGCAAAGAAGCUGGAACACGUUCAUUUCUCGACGAUGCUGAAGCUCAAUGUGGGUGGCCAACUCUUUUCGACCAGUUUGGAAACCAUGAAUAAAGAUCCAGGUACUUAGGAAUUAGCCAACGCAUUUGUUAUGUAAUCAGAGGCCUGAUCUAAGAUCUUGUUAUCAAAAUAUAAUUAUCAACUGCAUGCCUCUAUGACAUCGGUUCGGCCUUAAUCAAAGGAAUAUUUCGUUCUCUGUUAUAAGAUAUACUUUAUGGUCAUUUUUGAUUUCAAAUAGUCUUAGAAACAAGUAUGAUGUGUUAUUUCACUCUCUGUCAUUUCUUUAAUUGAAGGUAAUCUAAGAUUAACAACUCAGAGCGAUCAUAAUUCGUGGUCGAAUGAGAUUUUUCUGUUAUCGAAUAAAUAAAACACCCCUGAAAUAUUCUAAAACUUGAAGCUUUGUUCAAAUUUACGAUGAAAGAGGCAUUAAGAGAAGGUUUUUUUAUCGUGUUUUUCUAGGUUCUAUGUUAUACGCCAUGUUUUCAGGAAGAUUUGACACAAAACCCGGCGAGGAUGGAACCUACUUCAUUGAUCGAGAUGGAACCCACUUCCGGUAUAUCCUGAAUUAUCUGCGCACCGGAAAACUUGUGUUACCAGACGAUGCAGUCGUUCGCAAGGAGUUACUGAGCGAGGCAGAAUUCUAUCAAAUCGAAGGGAUACUCAGCGAGCUGAAAGCACAACCUUUUCAGGAUUCUGUGAUCCUUUCCUUGGAGCAACGCCAAAUCUUGAUUGACUGGUUGAGGGAAACGCUUGAGAGCGCAAGUGACGACUACGUUUUGUUAUACCGCGCCACCCAGAAUGGCUGGAAUGCUUCCAAUUUUCACUACUGUUGCGACCGAAAGGGGCCAACAGUAACAGUGAUAAAGAGUGGAAAUUACAUCUUUGGAGGAUACACUGAGGAACAGUGGUACCAACCCGGUAAGUUUUAACACUUCUUGCCAACCCUGUUAACUACAGGUUUACAGCGACUUAUUUCCUGUUCCAUGAGGCCUGAGCUGUGUGCUUUGGAAUACCUCCAGGCGCGUGAAGGAAAUCGGGAACGAGAAGACCCAUAAUCCCUUGCUUUUCCAAAUUGUAACCAGUCUCCCCCUGCUUUUAACCUCGUUCUCCUUAAUUUGCUCUUCUUAAACAGAGGACGUUGCUUCAAACAGUAUUCAGUUUAUGAAGUAGACAAAACAUCUUUCCAUGUAUGGGAGUAUGCAUUUAAGUAUGGUCCACACAGUAAACUGAGGAACUGAGUACAGUGAAGGAGGACAAAAGUUUUUCAAACGCUUUUCCCAGUGAAGUUGUACAAUGUAACCUCUCAAGAACGUUGCACAAAAUUGUGGUUAAAAUCAAGAUCCACGCAGCAAUUCAAGAAAAUCUCACUAAAAGAUGUUUUUUUUUGAAGAUGUUAGUCAUUUUUAAGAGCGGGAAAGCAGAAAUAAAUCAGAGUUUCAUGUGCAGGCUCGAACUAUAGAUCCGUCAGUUUUGUUGCAGCUUAAUUAGGCUAGAACACUAGUUAGUGAUAAAGGCCAUAAGACAGUUUAUUAUAAAGUCUGGAUAUAACGCGCGCUACCAUUGGUUGAAAGAGCGAGUUUUAUUAGAGUACAAAGCAUAGAGCCCUACUUCUUUCGUGCUCUAGCCGCUUCCUGCGUGCUUUACAACAGAAAAGAGGACAGUCAAGGCUUCUCUGUUUGAUAAUUUUACAUUUUUUAAAUAAUCAGCGUCGGGGUUUUAGGAAACACUGCUUGGUUCACUUACCUUUUGUUGUUUUUGUUCAGCAAGCGGAGCCAGUUACAAAAAAGCUCCUAAAUCUUUCCUGUUCAGCCUUGUCAACCCAAAUGGUUUACCACCUUCAAAGCUACCACUGAUAACUGGAAAAGAGGGGAAUGCAAUCCACUGUAACAAUGGAAAUGGGCCCACGUUUGGAAGUGGCCACGACCUUCGUAUUGUCAACGCGCCAAAUUCCAACAACUGCUCUGUCAGCCUGAACAGCUCGUACCAGUGUCCUACUGGGCAGAAUGCUGCCACCUUUCUGCAGGGGAACCAGAAUUUUACUAUCAGUGAGAUGGAAGUUUUUGGAUUUCAGAAGUAAGAGGUGUUUUUGAGCUUUGUAGCUGCACUGAUCGACUCAGAUUUUUUUGAAGCGAUUUUGCCUUGUUCAUAGUCAAUUUCAUAAGGAGAGUACUUGUUCAGUUAAUCGAGAUUCAUGUAGGUUUUGAUUUGUAACACACUGAGACUGAUUCAUGAAUCAUCAAAAUAAACUUUUGUAGAAAAUGUUGUACUUCUUGUAUAAAGUAAACACUUGAUUGAAUUUGCUUAAUCAGGUUUUGAGAAUUAUACAUAAGCGAGUUCUAUUUUUCUCUUCUUUUGUGAACAUUAGGAAAAUACAUUACUUCGUCCCUAAAAAGGGGAUGACUACCCGAUAUUAUAAAGUGUUCAGAGAAAUGCGCGCGCUGUGAUUGGUCUGAACGAGUUCAUCAUAUUUCCAUAAUGCACGCGCCUUACGUCACACGAGUGCACUGUUUAGAUAUAAUGCACGCAGCUUACGUCAUCGGUACGAGUGCGCGCAAUUCACAAUACAUUUUAUAAAAGAAAGAAAUAAACUUGUUCCUCGAGCAGUGCGAGAGGCACUCGCCUUCGGCUCGUGCUUCUCCGCACUUCUCUCGUGUUCUUAAAAAUUCCCAAGUGCAGUAUAUAACUCAAUAUUUUAUUUCUUUACUAAAGACCACUCUUAUUAUGGUUAAGACCAUCAUCUUAAGCACGUGAAGCGAUAGAAUUAUACGGCACUCUUUUGUUUCAAUUCAUAGCGUCGCAAGGCCAAUCAUGUAAUAUUCUUUUUAUUUUGAAGAGAGCAAAAACAGUCCUGGAUAGUUAUCAAGUUUGAUAACCCAGGCCAAAACAAAACAGUAACCAGUCGCUGCUUAGAUUCACGUUCGCGCGACAUUAUUGAGGCAUCAAUAUUAUACUCAAAAUGACGUCCGAAGCCCGAACCACACAGAGUUUACUAAACCGAUUGUUUACGACUGUAACUUGUGAUUGUUGCUUAAUUAAAUUGUACAGAUGGAAAGAUAAAAUUUCGGACCGUUACAAUGGCUUCUUCUCUUUUUUUUUCCUAGUCUCAAUAAUAUUUAUUCGGAUUAUUUUGCUUUCUUGGCGGACGGCAAAGCCUCUAGGUUUUUCAGCGCUCGUCCCGUUACGCACCAACCAUAUAUCGGUGCGAAAGAAAAAAAAGUUCAUUUUCAGUGAUACUGCUACUUCACGAGUGAAUCGUCCAAAUAACAAUCGGCUGCAGCCCAUUUCAACCCAUAGGUGAAAAGAGGAUGAAAUCGUGGCGGAUUUCCAGCGCCAAAUCAUUUAAAUGGGAGGGUUGCUAUGAACAAAAGCCUCUCGAAACAUGUAAGAAGAUGGAAAAUCCGUUCUGCUAGGCACUUAUAUUACGUACCUCCACGGCUGCAUCCGCUCAUUCAUCGUCCAUUUCUGAUUUGACCAGUGAAAGCCUUCUCUCUGCAUCUCCGAGAUAUUCCUCGCUUGAACCGAACACCAAGCCUCAGGCUGCUCUUAUCAGAGGGACAUAACAACGCACGAGCAACUUCCGCUUCCGGCAAAUCUCGCUUUGGUGUGCGUGACUUUCCUAGAAACAUAUCAUUUGUUCUAAAGAUGUCUUCGUCCGAUUUAACUUCGCACAACUCCGAAGAAGACUUAUCUGACUACGAUGAAGCUUUGGAUGAAGUGAACAAACGCAUCAACGAAGCUUUCGAUAUCUUGAAGCGCGAGACGAGAAAAGCACGCAAGGAAAAGCGAUCUCUCGAUAAGGUCGCAAAGAAGCUGGAACACGUUCAUUUCUCGACGAUGGUGCAACUUAACGUCGGUGGUCACCUAUUUUCGACCAGUGUGGCAACACUGAGUAGAGAUCCAGGUAAGGACUUUAUUAAAACUGUCCCGGUAAGAUUUUUUGCACAGCCCCUUACCAUUCUAAAACAAACCGUGGUCCCAAAGGCCAUGAAUUAUUUUCGCUAUUGCUUUCCACAUCCAAGAUCUGUGUGUACAAUGAAGUGUGCGGCCGUGAAGAAAUCUAGUUACCACUAUCUGUAACUGCACACCCACCCCUCUUUGGUUAGGGGAGAGGGAGGGCGGUAGGUGUGUGCAGUUACUCGGAUAAUGACACUGAUGUAGUUAUUGUUGUGCCUUUGAAUCUUUCCAUCCAAGUACUGUAUGCAUAAUGACCUAUGGGUUAAGCAGAAAUCUUGUCUUGCCACUCUGUUGAGUUUAUUUAAUUGUAGACUAGUAAAAGGUCCCUUAAAAAAACAUAUUCUAAGCCAUCCCUUCCCCCAUGAGAAAUGAAUCAUAAUUUAAGAGAAUUAUUAAUUAUAAAUAAGUGAUUAUGUUUUAAUUAUUAAUAACUACAUAAUUUAGGUGAAUUGAAUCCCAAUAAAAUGGGGCAGGAAUUAAGAUUGAAUUUCCUUCUCCAACUUUGGUAUUAUUCAGGAAUGUUAUUGUAUGUAGUGGGAAACAUCAAGUUUUUAAAAUGAUGGACAUUAUUAAAAAGCAGCAAUUUUUAUCUCUGUAUUGUUUUGGUUUGUUUGUAUUCCCAGAUACCCUAUGUGCUAGGUCAUAACACAGUAAACAUCCUGAAAUAUUUAAAGCCUUCUUAAUUUUUUUUCAUUCCUUUUGACCCAAGAGUGACCAGCAUUUAAUUUCUCUCUACAGUAAUAACCUGAAUUAUUUAUUAAGAUCUUGAGAAUAAAGGAAGUGAUUGUCCAUGUAAAAAGCUUUGAUUGUUAUAGUAAUUCUCCUUGAGGGACUGAAGGAAAUAUAUAGAGAAGAGUGUAGAGAAUGAGGAUACUGAGUUAGAAUGAAAAGGGUUAAAUCUUUUCCCCUUUCAACCAUAGGUUCCAUGUUACAUGCCAUGUUUUCUGGAAGAUUUGACACAAAGCCUAGUGAGGAUGGAUCUUACUUCAUUGAUCGAGAUGGAACCCACUUCCGUUACAUCCUGAACUAUCUUCGCAGUGGGCAGCUUGUUUUGCCCGAAGACAAGAUUGUUCGCAAGGAGCUGCUUAACGAAGCAGAAUUUUAUCAAGUUCAGGGAAUUACUGAUGAGCUUAAAGGAAAACCUUUUAAGGACACGUUGAUCUUGUCAUCAGUUCAACGGCAAACCUUGAUCAACUGGUUGAAGGAUACAAUGACAAAUGCUAGCAAUGAUUAUGUCUUGCUGUAUAGGGCUUCACGCAAUGGCUGGAAUGCGUCCAACUUUCAUGCCUGUUGUGAUAACAAGGGACCAACAGUUACAGUGGUCAAGAGUGGAAAUUUUAUAUUUGGAGGAUAUACUGAUCAACAAUGGGAGUCACAUGGUAGGUCUUUACUAACCUUGUAGUAAAGAAGAACGUGUAGAGUAGUGAGGUGACUGUUUUUGCUGUGAAGGUAUCUUUCAUAGGUGCAUAAACACAAAUUUGACAAUAUCAUUGUAAAUUGCUUUUAGCUGAUGUCUCUUGAUAAAAUAUAGAAUUAAUUUUGGUUUAACCCCUUCUCUCACAACAUUUUAUUAGUAAUUCUCCUUACUGUCUGUAUGUAAUUGUUAUGUUGUUAUUUGAAGAGUUUGAUAUUGGAUCAACUAAUAAUCCCCUAAAUGGUAUUUUUCAUUAUUCUCAUCACACUUUAGCUUGAUAUUGUACGGUUUAUGUAGGGAGAAAUUCUUUCUUGAUCACUCGUGGGAGCAAAAGGGUCAAACAAAAUGAGCUAGUCACCUACAAUGGUCUCCUAUUAAGGGUCACAUUUUAAAAGGAAAUCUCCUUCUUCUCUAACCCUCUACACCCUAACAUCAGUAUGCAUAUUCUCUAUAAUGCUCCUUAUAUAUUUCUUUGGGUGCUGAAAAAGAGAACUUGCUUAACAAUCAAGGACUUCUUUUGCUGGUGAUCAUUUUCUUUGUUCUCAUGACCUUAAUGUGUGAUUGAGGGGUGAUAUUGUAAGGAGAAAUUAGAUGCUUGGCACACUUUGGGGUUAAAGGGGAUCUCAUUAACUUGGCUUAUUUAGAUUCCUUGAAUUAACAUUCAGAAGAAAAUUAUGCUAAAAGCUCACUACAUAAUAAUUAUAACCAAAAUAGUGAUGAUAUUAAUAAUAGUGAUAAUUAAUAAUUAUAAUGAUAAUCAUUCUGAUGACUAAGUAAUUCUCAUAAAUGCUAGAAAGGAUGAAUUAAUGUUUCCUCAUAAUUUUGAAUCUGUUUCUUGAAGCUCAUGUAUAGAUGGGGGGGAGGCAGUGGAAAGGGAAGGGUGGAGAGGUGAAGAGCUUGAGACAAAAAAAAACCUUCAUUGGGUGGGGUAAUUUACAUUUUGUGGAAAAACAAACAAAACUUUCAACAAAAAAGUUCUGAAGAAGGGCUAAUGCUCGAAACAUCAGCUUAGAAUAUCUUGAUGGUGGCCAAUUUACAUUAUCAACUCAGUUGUUAAAACUAAAUUACCCUGUUAUACUCUCCCACCAAUGCAGCACUACAGUUUCUUUAGGAACUUACCCCCUUAAAACUUUUGACAGACUCAUAGGACCUCAGUGCCACAAAUUAAGAUAUGAUGUUUGACCUCCUUACUUUUCCAUCACAUUUAAGUCUCCUUUAUCCCUUCCUGAUUCUGUUUUAUUUGCAGGAUCUAUACAAUUACAGUGAGGGCAUCAUUGUGUUGUUUAUGAGCCCACACCUCCAACUCUUGAGAAAUUUCAGCUUAGGUUUAUAUUAAUACCUUUCUUUUAAAAUUUUGGUAUCUAUAUCACGUCAUCCCCUUUCCAAUUUCCAUUGAGUCAUUGUAUUAAUUUUUUAGGGAAGGGUGUUCAUUUGUUAUAGAACUUUGAGGUCUUGUAUCCCCUUUGGCAAGAAAGGUCAAACAAUGUUUGUGUUGACUAUUAUGAUGGACUAGUGGUUUUUAUAAUAACUAACAGUCUUGAGGCAAUUUCUCUUGAUUCCACUCCAUUUGUUUGCCGUCUCUUUAAUGUUAUAAAGAAAUAUUGGACUCUUCAACUCUUCAACGAAACAAGAAGCAACUGAUUUCUUAUAGACACAACUUUUUAUUUUUUAAAAUUUUUUUUUUACAGCUUCAGGAGUAUACAGAGAGGCUUCAGCCUCCUUCCUCUUCAGCCUUGUCAACCAUAGUGGCCUGCCACCGACAAGGAUGGCUUUGAGGGCUGGACGUGAAGGACAAGCCAUCUUUUGUUUCAAUGGCAAUGGCCCAGUAUUUGGAGGUGGAAAUGAUCUUCGGUUUCCUUCUACACCAAAUUCCACCAGCUGCUAUGUAAACCUGAACAACACUUAUGAAUGCCCUGUAGGUCAGAAUGCUAUUACAUUUUUUACAGGAGCUCAGACAUUUACCAUCCAAGAAAUGGAAGUUUUUGGUUUUGAAAAGUAAGAGACUGCCUAGGCUAUUCACUCCAAGUAGUGACCAAAAAGGAAUUUCUCUUUAAAUUAUAGAUACAUUUGUGAGCAUAAAGGUGUAGAGAAGAUGGUAAAAAUAUCAGUUGUGGGCAACUGUUUGAAUGUAUAUCAAAUUUUCCAGGCUAAGAUUAUAGGAAAUGUAUGGUAGACAGUGCAGCUAAUUGAUAUGUAGGGCUUGGAAGGGGUUAAUGAUCAUAUUAAUGAAAAGAUAAUAGAUUUGAGGUGCCAUCAUUUGUUUGUACCAUAUUAUGCAAAUGAAUUGUUCGUGUCAAAGUUGUUAACCCUCCCUGGGAUAAGUAAUAAAAUAUUCAGUGGGUAAUGCUUGGCACAUCUCUUGUUAUUUCUCAGGCUUGGCUGUUCAAAGCUGGGUUAAGAUAACCCAGGGUAAGUGUGGAAUUUGAUUUCAUAUCUAAAAGGUUUAUAAGAAACUCAGUCAAACUUCUUUUGUCUACAAUUUAAUGAUUAGAUGCAGUUAAAAAAAAAUUAUAAUUGAGAGAGAAAAUUAUCCCAAAAAGGCUUUGGAUGCAGAAAUAAAGAAACCGGGAUUAGUAUUUAACCCUGGGUUAACGCUAACUCGAACUACUGUGCCCAGCUGCAAACUUUUUUCUGUGUCGUUCACUGGGUGUAUCUUGUUGGGUUAAUGACUCGUAGUGAAUUCUUCAAGCUCCCACGUGGCUCCAUCAGUAAAUCGCUCGGCUGGAACAUGUUAUUUACAAGAAACUAAGAAAAUUUCAGUUCUAAUUAUAGAGUUUGUUCCCUCAUGUGAACUAGAGGACUACUUGACCAUGGGCGUGUUCGGGAAGUUAAGGGACUAAGAAGAAAUUUCCCCCUCUGUGAUGCCAUUUGCAGCAAAAAACAUUCUCUCUUCUCUCAAAAUACGAGCUGCCCGUAAUUAUCUCGGAACUGAGCGCACGUUUUGGCCAAAAAGAGAUUGGCACAGUUGCACCCUAGCUGUGUCCUACCAGAGAUCUCGAAUGUAAAAAGACACAUCACAUCAGGCUGUUCUCGUUUAAAACGUCUAUGAUACGUUUUCUCUGCAACACGGGACUGUGCGAGAGUAAAUUGCGUUCUCCAUUUUUCCAUGCAAUUUUCUUUCCACCUCAGGACUAUGCGAGAGAGAAAAUCUAUCUAAAAAAACCAGUUUAUUACUGAAUGAAAGUUCACAAAACGUCAGCCUUACCGUAGUUAUUUGACCAAAGAAUUGAAAAACCGAGCUGGUUGAAUUUUAAUCCGAUCGCAGAAGUCGGCGCUAUCAGGUGCCUUUCGCACAAUCUGCUUCUAGUUUACAUAGUAUUUAUUAGCAACUAGAGAAGAAAGGGAGUGCUCUGGUCCAUUUCUGAGUUACGCAACUAAUUUUUGCCUUGUUGGUAACCGCAAAACACAUUUAAAUGGUUAUCUGUGGGAACCAUUCAAGGAAUUUUUGAGUGGACGUUUGCGAAUACUCCAUUCUUUGAUUCACCCCCCUCCCCUCCCCCCCCGUUUUGCUAACUUGCAGAAUUUAUUCUGAAACUACAAAAGAAACUAAAGCGAAAUGAUAUCAUGAAGCACUUGAAAGAAGUCUUCUAUUCUGUGAUGAAAAACAGGUUCUUAACUCUGUCGACGCGAGUGCUUCAUAUCGCGUGACAUAGGUUACGUGUUUGACCAUUCAAGUAAUAAAUUAUGCAUCGUUUCCGGAAAGAUUCCCGGAAUCAAUUGUUCAUGGAAACAUCACUUUCUUCAGCGCUAGUAGAGAAAGAUGUCUUCACCAAAAGAGCUCAAAGAAGCGUCCAAAUUACCCUCCAAUGAAGCUUUUGAAGAAGUAAACAAAUACAUUAAAGGUGUUUACGACAUUCUGAAACAGGAGGCGAAUAAAGUUCACCAAGAAAGGGAAGCGUUUGAAGAGGUGGCAAAGAAACUUGAACAUGUCCACUUCUCGAAGAUGCUGAAACUUAAUGUUGGCGGCCACCUUUUCUCGACAAGUUUGUCGACCAUGAAUAAAGAUCCAGGUAACUUAGCCAUGUUUGUUACAGUUUUAAAAAUAUAUACACUUAAAAUAACUGACUGAUAAGAGCUGUUUAAGGACCUUGAAAUUAAUUCGGACCACUGUUAUGCAUGGCGUCACAGUGUUUCGAAUCACUAUGAGCGUCAACUAUAAUUGCUUUAAGACAGAUCGAAACGAUGAAAUUGAGGUCUCUUUGGUAAAAAGACGUGGUGAUUGGUCGGGGGAAACCGAAAAGCGACGAGGAUGGCGAAGUAUGGUGAAAAUUGAUCCUGAUUGUAAUCGACUGUCGAACUGCGAACGUGCGGACACGAUGCCAGAAGACCCAGACCAUAACAUAAAUCCUUCGCUUAUAGACAUAUGGAAUUUCAUUCUCUAAGGGUUACUCACAUGGAAAUUAAACGUUGCACAUUUUGGCUGGAGCUUAAGAAUGAAGAAAAAAGAACAUAAUUGGGAAAACGUUGUAAAUGCAGAAACAAAUGAAUAUAAAAAGCAAAAUAGUCUUCCAUAGGAUUAACUGAUCCAUUAUCUCAAUAAUUCUGACAUUUUUCGACCUGACUCUAACUUAAUUAACGGCAUUUUGUGUGCUUAUUCAUCCAGGUUCCAUGUUACAUGCCAUGUUUUCUGAAAGAUUUGACACAAAACCUGACGAGGAUGGAACCUACUUCAUUGAUCGAGAUGGAACCCACUUCCGGUACAUCCUGAACUAUCUGCGCACGGGGGAGCUUGUCGUCCCCGAUGAUAAGACUGUUCGUCAUGAACUGCUGAUUGAGGCCAAAUUUUAUCAAGUCGAAGGAAUAAUAAAGGAGCUGACACCAAAACCCGCCUUCGAGGCGUCUGAGAUCCUCUCAGCAGUCCAGGGCAAAACUUUGAUGAAGUGGUUGAAGAAAACCCUUGGUCUUGACAGCGUCAGUGAUGAAUUGUUAUACCGAGCCUCCCGCGAUGGCUGGGCAGCUUCCAACUUUCACUUCUGUUGUGAUAACAAGGGACCAACAGUUACGGUGAUCAAGAGUGGAAAUAAUAUAUUUGGAGGAUAUACUGAACACGCAUGGGAGUCACAUGGUAGGGUCUUAAUUAUAAGUAUUUUUUGAGUGUAAAGGUAAAUUCGACAGAAAUUAACUCAUGAGCUGAAACUUAAACACGGAGAGAAAAAGUUACUCGCACCCUUGAGAGUUUGUUGAAUUUGAAUUGCAUGAACAGCAUAUAAUGUAGAUAUUCAGGCCUCAUUGCGUAAUUUACUUAGCUUCAACCAGCUGCGUUCAUAAAGCUGUGUGCUUGUCCUGAGAUUACCUCAGUAACAGCCUAUACAAAUACAAUAAUAGGAAAAAAUAGAUGCAGUUUUAGGUUGUGUCAUAUUGAAAGUUUCCGUAAUCGAAAAUUCAUAAUAAUCCAUCAAAUAUUUUUGUUCGCGAGCGAUUGGUGUAAACGCAUCAUGUGACCGGAUGUGCUCCAGCUUAAACUGGGGAGUACCUGUGGAUAUACCUAAAGUGAUAUUUCUCGAUUUUCAAACCUUACGUCCACUACGUUUAGUCUUCCUUUAAAAUUCAAGGUGAGAGACGUGUAGCUGUUGUUACAGAAGAAGGGACAAUUAUUUGUUCAUAAAUUCAUACCAGAGAACACGGAAAAGGGAAAAUCUCAAGUAGUAAAGAAGUAACUUCGCAGACUUCAUAAACAUUUUUCCCGUGCGUUGCACACAUAUUUGAAGGAUAUGAAAUAUAGUAGCCUCCAUUUGGAUAUGCUCGUACAUUUGUCCUUUGACUUAAUUUGUUCCUCAAGGAUCACAGGAUUUUCCUCGAGCUUCGCUCUUGGAAAACUGUUUGCAUCUUGGAACAGACAAUGUCCACACACAAAUAUCCGGGCAUAUUUUGGUGCCAAAUGAAAGCGAUUGUUUAUUUAUCCAUAUACGUACUUUUAUUCAAUAGUUUCUGGAUCGUACAAAACAGCACCAAGAUCGUUCCUGUUCAGUCUUGUGAACCCAAGUGGUCUAUCACCAACAAUGAUGUCUUUGAGAGCUGAAUACCAAUCGUACGCUAUCUAUUGCCAUACUAACUAUGGGCCAACAUUUGGAGGAAACCACGAUCUUCAUGUCGCAAAUGCACCAAAUUCUGGCAACUGCUAUGCAAACCUCAGCCACUCUUAUCCGUGCCCUACAGGUCAGAAUGCUCAAACGUUUUUAACAGGAAGUGGGAAUUUUUCUGUUAGUGAAAUGGAAGUGUUUGGUGUUCAGGAGCAAGAGUAAUUGAAGUGGACUAAAAUUAAUAACCAUUAAUAUCAAAUCUCGUUAUUUUUUGUGUGUGUGUUUCUUUUCCCGUUAUAUUUAGUCAGCUAUUGAAAGCUUUGUUGAGUUGUCUUAUUGGCGAGCGAAGUCGUUGUUCUGUCGAUGACAUGGAUGUGUCCGGUUUCCAAAACGUAAGGCGCAUGGUUGCCUUGUUACGAGACUGAAAUUCAGAAUAAUAGUGUCUGUUUGUUAAGGAUCACAUCUCGUUAUUGAUAGUUUAGAUAAGUUGUGUUUCACUGUGGGCUCGUGACAUAUUAUCUGAUUCUAACCUUGCACACCUCGCAAGGCAGAUUCAAGACUGAUAACCGAACAUUUAGAUUAUCAAUUGAAAAGACAAAGCGUAGAAAAAAAACCUUUUUUAAAUGAAAUAAAAGUGAAUAUGAUAAUGGGUACUGUAUCUAUCCUUUUCUUUUGUAGUCAACAAAACUAAACCGUGAAAAACCAAAUCAAGAGUGGUUUACUUUUUUGAAAGCGAAACUGCAGUCAAGCAUUGAAAGGGGAGAAUUCUUAUGAACCUUUAUGUUCCACAGUGUUAUGUAAAGAUUUAUGUUGUGCAUGCCUUCAAAUUAGG
Molecule: messenger RNA, 12468 nt
Organism: Pocillopora meandrina
Lineage: Eukaryota; Metazoa; Cnidaria; Anthozoa; Scleractinia; Pocilloporidae
Source: the annotation of a GenBank genome assembly